AUGCCACAGCUUCAGUCCAAAUUUCUCUCGAGGGAACCCCUGGAUUCCAAAGACGCUCGCUGGAAGCGCUUAGUUAAAACACAUUACAGUGACCCCAAUGGAGUACAACGGGACUGGGAGUCAGCCGAGCGUCAGACAAGACCUAAAGACUCCCUUGUGGACGGAGUCAACAUCGUAGCCUUCUUGAAUAAAUCCACUGGCUCGGAACUACUUCUCGAAAAGCAAUACCGACCACCAAUUGAUCAAGUUGUCAUUGAGCUUCCGGCGGGUCUGAUAGAUGCUGGGGAAACCGCCGAACAAACGGCAGUUCGGGAACUCAGAGAGGAGACUGGGUUUGUUGGUGUUGCUACGAAAUGUACUGGGAUCAUGUAUAAUGAUCCUGGGUUCUGCAAUGCUAAUUUCAACAUGGUAUAUAUCCAGGUUGACAUGUCGCUUCCGGAAAACCAGAAUCCGAAGCCCAAUCUUGAGGAUAACGAGUUUAUUGAAUGUUUUACGGUCCCGGUUGAGCGGCUGAGUAUGGAGCUUAAGAAGCUUGAGAAGGAAGGUUAUGCUAUUGAUGCCCGUGUUGGAUCUAUAGCUGAAGGGAUUGAGAUUGCGAGGAGUUUCAAGUUUUGA
Penicillium nucicola is the source of this 615-nucleotide messenger RNA. RefSeq lists its product as uncharacterized. Gene Ontology annotation, molecular function: ADP-ribose diphosphatase activity. Gene Ontology annotation, cellular component: nucleus; cytosol. The transcript is spliced from 4 exons. NCBI's taxonomy places the organism in Eukaryota, Fungi, Ascomycota, Eurotiomycetes, Eurotiales, Aspergillaceae. Gene Ontology annotation, biological process: nucleoside phosphate metabolic process; ribose phosphate metabolic process. The coding region runs from base 1 to 615 and encodes 204 amino acids. The record is from RefSeq and is a predicted model, not a curated record.